AUGACGGCACUUGUUGUUUCCCACAUUUUGUUGAGCAAUGGCCCCUUUUGGUCCAAGGUAGGGGCACCUACAUUAGAACAGGACAUCUUCCAAGGCAGAUUCGUUCCACUUCCACGCGAUGGCCUUAGCGCAUCCGCAUUGCAGAUAGUUCUAGAAGUUCGAGUCGCAUACUUUCCCUUGACCUGUCUCAUCACUUACCAUCUUCUCGGACAUCUGCCGUUGAACUCGAAUCUGUCCAUACCUAAUCCCUACGAUGGUGUCAUUGGAAACCCUGCCACUCGAGAUCCUUCAGAUGAUCUCCUCACUCCUGCCGUUGCCGAAUCAGUUCUCCUUAUUUUGUUCCUCUGCCAAAUUGCGAAAUGCCACAGCCUACGGCCUUAUUCACCGAGGAAAAAAUCCAACGUCAGCUUGCAGAUCGCAGACAUUCAAGAGAUCUGGAACGUCCGGCCGCGCCGCAGCGAUGAUGUUUUUGGAAUGUCUUGUAGGGUCAGCAGGUCUUCAGAGAUAACUCUACUAGCUUCGGCUUUGUUGCAGAAUCAUACCAAAAUCUUCAACUGGUUACUCCAUUAUAAAGAUGAGAUUGGAAUCAUCGAUAUUCGAUCCUCAGACGCAGUAUCGGAGCAAAUAUUACCACAUUGGACUGCUCUCUUCGUCGCUCUUGUUUAUAGGAGACAAAAGGUGGCAAUGGAACUACUGGAUCAUGGUGCGCCCCCGACCGCUGUCAAAUCUGGCAUAACAGCGCUUCAUCUGGCCGCUGCUGGGGGCCUCCUUGAAAUGCUCAAACGUCUCGUGCAGCACUACGGAUUCGACAUCAAUCAGCCGGACGACCGAGGCGAUACGCCGUUGAUCUACGCAUUGUCAUCUCCUCGAGUCGGUAAGAAAUUGUUAGGGAGCUUGAUCCGCCUCGGCGCGGAUGUGAACAAGCCAACGAUCUGCCAAGCACAGUACCUGAGCCCACUUAGCAUCGCGAUUAUGGUUCAUCGAUGGGAUCUUGUGAUGGAGCUCCUCAAUUCUGGAGCAGACGCAGGCGGGAAGAUGGAGGUAAUGCUGGAUCAGCAGGGCCGCCAGCCAACAAAGCCACUGUCUUGCGCCUGCUUCACGCCCCAAGACUACCCGCAAGGAACGAAUGGACAACGAAAGGCGGUUAUUGCAAGGCUCCUGGAGGAAGGCGGCGACCCAAAUAUGUUGAUCACCUAUAACAACGAGAGCCAGCCGCUCCUCAUCCGGCUUAUCCGGAUGAAAAGAGAAUGGGAAGCAGCACAUCUCAUGGCAAGUCCACUACUUAACGUCAACGAACGGGACCGGCAGGGCAUGUCGGCCUUGGACUGGGCACUUUGCACCAAACACGGCAGACCCACGCUAGCGGAGCUAUUGUUACAACACCACGCUGAGCCGCCACUGAGCACAAUCCGCGACAUCGCGUCGCUCAUGACUCGAGUAUGGGGAGCUGCACCUUGUCAGAUAUAUGAUCUGCUGAGAAGAAACCCAAAAUUCUUCCCGUCUUAUCAGGUACUCUACAAGCACCUCUCCAACAUUGCCCCUGUUGAUAAGGGUCGCUAUGUGAAGGAGUUCCUACGUGGCUGUCCUGCACCGGUCGCUCGUCGGAUUGAGCAAGCCGGCCAGGUGCAGCUUAAUAACAAUGUUUUAUUGGAGUGCAUGAAGCAAAGUUUCAACGUAUGCAGUGCGUGGUCGCGUAGAGCUGCUCGUCAGGGAACAGCACACACACACACACAGCGCUAA
Messenger RNA from Neoarthrinium moseri, 1740 nucleotides. RefSeq lists its product as uncharacterized. Lineage: Eukaryota; Fungi; Ascomycota; Sordariomycetes; Amphisphaeriales; Apiosporaceae. Gene Ontology annotation, molecular function: protein binding. The transcript has 2 exons. The record is from RefSeq and is a predicted model, not a curated record. Bases 1 to 1740 code for a protein of 579 amino acids.